UAACCAAAGACUAUCAAGUGUCUGUUUUGAAAAUGUCAGUGAGAGAAGAGAUGUUUGGUUAAGUUCAUCGUUACAUACACAUUAACUGUUUAUAUUAAAGAAGAGUAUGGCAGACGAAGCGUUGUUCGAAUACCUUCACUCGGAACUCGUCGCCUAUGCUUUCAAAGAUUGCGAGAAAGAUAAACAGGCAUCGGACCUGUCAACAUUGGAAUACAUUGGAUUUUCGUCAGGAUAUAGAAUUAUUGAAAGGUUAACAAAAGAGUGGCCACGGUUCAAAGAUGAACUUGAUACCAUGAAAUUUAUAUGUACUGAUUUUUGGUCAUCCAUCAAUAAGAAACAGAUUGAUAAUCUAAGGACCAAUCAUCAAGGUGUAUAUGUACUCCAAGAUAAUGCAUUCCGAUUUCUAACUAGACUGUCAACAGGUCGCCAGUAUCUUGAACUAGCUCCUAGGUAUGUAGCAUUCACUUGUGGACUGAUACGUGGUGCUUUGUCUAAUCUUGGUAUCAAUAGUAUGGUGACAGCUGAAGUCCAGUCAAUGCCAGCAUGCAAAUUCCACAUUCAGGUGCAGAGGACAUGACAUCAUGCAACUUAUAGAAGUCAGACAUUGCCACAAUUUUUGUUCUGUGAAUAAUAAAAUGGUAUUUUUUCUGUCCGUGUUGUUGUUGUAACAAUCUUUAAUACACUGUGUUCGAUAACA
Molecule: messenger RNA, 697 nt
Organism: Schistocerca serialis cubense
Lineage: Eukaryota; Metazoa; Arthropoda; Insecta; Orthoptera; Acrididae
Gene: Trs33
Product: trafficking protein particle complex subunit 6b
Exons: 4
Coding region: 107-577 (156 amino acids)
Biological process (GO): regulation of GTPase activity; endoplasmic reticulum to Golgi vesicle-mediated transport
Cellular component (GO): cis-Golgi network; trans-Golgi network; TRAPP complex
Source: RefSeq, a predicted model, not a curated record